CUUCUCAUUUCUCUCCAAACAUUAUCGACACAUAAGCCUAAUAUCAAUCGUGGGCAUUACAGCCUUGCACAGGGAGAAGAUGGUUACCCUUACUAGAGAGCAGAUCAAAGAUCGUAUUCUCGGUUGCUUAUUUGGCAAUGCAGUAGGAGAUGCAUAUGGGUUGGCGACAGAAUUCAUGUCCAAGGAGACUGCCCGGAAACGUUAUGGCAAUGGACCUAUUGCAUUUGGUCUAGAUCCGGGCUAUCCCAUCUGGAUUGAUUAUCAUCGCUCAAAAUGGGAACGAAACGAUUUUACCGACGAUACCGAUCAAAUGUUGCUUAUUCUCCAAUCACUACAGCAAACUCAAGACGGCCGACUUCAUGCUGCCAACUUUUCCAAGAGGUUAAAGGAAUGGAGCAUUAUCGGUUUUCCAGAGUUGGGCACGCCUCCACGCGGCAUUGGCUACACUGUCGGCUCGACGCUUUCCCAUAGUGACUUUCGAUACAAUCCGCAUAAGGCCGCAUUUGAUAUCUGGGACAGCAAAGGGCGUACACUUGCUGCAAAUGGCGCUGUGAUGCGAACUUCAGUGCUUGGUAUUGAAUCAUUUUGGGAUGAAGCUAGGGUGGUGGAGAACGCUCUUGCAGCGGCCAAAGUUACUCAUGCUGAUCCACGCUCCGUAGUGAGCGCCUUGAUAGCAUCGGUCCUCAUUUCGCGACUGCUACGAGGAGGAGGAGUGGAUAUUGACCAAGAUAGUGCACAUGUCUGGAACGCAAGGCUUCAGCAGGCCCAGUAUAAGCAAGAGCUCCUGGACUACUUACGACGCGGGUCAUAUAUCCAGGGCGAGCAAUCCUCUAACCCUGCAUAUGAGCCGGAGACAGAGCAAAACCUCUUCAAGAAUAAAGAUAAGAAUGCGAUCGCUGAAUCACGCCUCCAGUCUGCCAUGGCAGCAUGGACUUCAUCACCAGAUACUGCUACCCGCAGUUUCGGGUUGGGGAUCGUUGAGAAGGUUGCCAACUUUGUGAAAGGCACGCCUGCAGCCGCUUCCCCCGAUAACUGGAACACAGGACGGCCAACUGUCCAACUGAGAAAGAACAUUGGCUGGGGAGGUAUAGAUCAGGUUGGGGGCAGUCAACCUAUGACUGCCUUGGCUAGAUCUGUUGUGAACGACUACAUCUUUUUGCUCCGGGAAACGGACUUGAUACCGUCCACUAUUCGCAUCGAAAACAGUGCACAGGGAAACAAUGCACUUGAUGGUUCUGAGCAGAUUCAGCAGGCCCAUGAUAAGACACUGGCUUCCAUUCAAGAUAAGUGGGCCUACGAGCUCGAGUCCCAUUGUUUCCCUAACAAUUUAGCCCAGCUCGACCUUGGCGAAGGCUCGACGAUGGGGUAUACCUUCAAGUGUGUUGGCGUUGGCUUUUAUGCUGUUACCCGCCAUGAGGACCCUCAACCAAUAGAUAGCGCCUAUAAUGGUCCGGCAGGCCUUUUUCGUGGCAUUAUGGAGCAGGUGACGCUAGAAGCCGGCGAUGCCGAUACUAACGGAGCAGUUGUAGGGUCACUGCUAGGUGCACGAUUUGGGAUUGAAAAAGGUAUCCCUUCUUCUUGGUGGACGGAGUUACGACAUUUUGAGUGGUUGAACCAUGAGGUUAAUGACUUUGCAGAAAGAGUACUGUUAAUGUACGAAGACCAUGAACAGCGGUUACAGCGACAACAGCAGCAGGACACACAACAAUAGAUGUAUACUGUAGGAUGCGUCAGAAGAUGCUAUGUCUCUUUUACGCACUUGAGCAAUUCAUUUUUUAAAUAAAUAAAUGCA
Messenger RNA from Lobosporangium transversale, 1792 nucleotides. Its product is annotated as ADP-ribosylglycohydrolase-domain-containing protein. The transcript has 4 exons. Lineage: Eukaryota; Fungi; Mortierellomycota; Mortierellomycetes; Mortierellales; Mortierellaceae. Bases 80 to 1711 code for a protein of 543 amino acids. The record is from RefSeq and is a predicted model, not a curated record.